Molecule: messenger RNA, 800 nt
Organism: Olea europaea var. sylvestris
Lineage: Eukaryota; Viridiplantae; Streptophyta; Magnoliopsida; Lamiales; Oleaceae
Exons: 2
Coding region: 107-598 (163 amino acids)
Source: RefSeq, a predicted model, not a curated record
AUACGCAAAUAUAACAUGUAAUUCACUCAUUGAGCUCCUCCAUUUGACAGAACACAUCCCCGCCACUGGGGUUUGGGCUAGAAUAGUCCCCUGCACCAACACCGCCAUGUCUCACCCCGCCACCCCUUCUCCACCAAACCUGUCACAGCUGCACCGACCACCGCCACCUACAACCCCUUCUCUAUACAAACAGAAUUCUUGGUCUCACGAUGACUACCGCGACGGGGCGUGGCAGCGGAGGAAGGUCCUACAAAAACGGCGGAGCAAAAGCGUCACCGAAGAGGAUCUUGAUGAACUCAAGGCCUGCAUAGAGCUUGGCUUCGGAUUCGACUCGCCGGAAAUGGACAAGCGUUUGUCGGAUACUUUACCAGCGUAUGGCCUCUACUACUCAGUCAGCAAGAAUUACAACGACACCGUUACAAGGCCACCGCCUUUAUUCCCUCCGUCAACUUCCAUCCUCUCCGUCUGCGACACUCCCUCUCCUCACGGAAGCCCCAACACCAUCUUCGACCCUGGGGAUGAUCCACAGACGGUAAAGACAAGGUUGAGACAAUGGGCACAAGUGGUGGCAUGUACGGUGCGUCAAUCUUCGUGUUAAUUAAUAAAGAUUAAUGAUAUAAUUAUAAAAUCGUGGGUACUUCAAAUUCUGGUUUUAGCGUACAAGCAAUAUCUGUACUGUAAGUAAAUAAUGUAAAGAUAACCCAAACCCAACUAGCUUUGUUUAAUAGUUAAUACAAUAGGUAUUUUGUAAAAUAUAUUUUCUAUAAUCGUUUAAGAAUCAGAAGUUCGGUUUAAUCAAA